AUGUCGCCCUCUAGGAUCAACACGAGAAAUGGAUCACCGGCGUCACCGACGGAUGUCUCCCGAGGCGUGUUUGGGGCAACCUUUGGCACAGAUCGGCUGUUGAGGCUAUGGGAGAAGUACAACAUCAAGACCACAUGGUUCGUCCCUGCCCACACGGCCGUCUCUUUUCCGGAUGCUGUACGGCGAGUCCGAGACUCUGGACAUGAGAUAGCACUCCACGGCUGGACGCACGAGUACGUGACGACCCUCAGCGAGGACCAGCAGCGCGAAGUCCUCCGAGAAUCGAUCAAGGUCAUCACCGAGGUGGCCGGACGGCGGCCGAAGGGGUGGACGGCGCCGGGAUUCGAGGCCUCGCGCCAGACCGUCCAGCUGCUCGAGGAGUUCGGGCUCGAGUACGACCACAGCUUCAUGUACCACGACUCGCAGCCGUACUGGCUGCCGUACGUGCCCACCUGGAAGGAGACGAGCAUGGCGUCGCGGGGGGACGGCGAUCGGGGCACGCCCGCCGCGACGCCCGCGGACUGGAUGGUGGGCAUGUCGGCGCUCCAGCCCAGCUCGGUCGUGGAGAUCCCGGCCAACUGGCACCUGGACGACUGGCCGCCGUUCCAGCUGAACCUGAAGCAGGCGAGCACGCACGGCUUCGUCGACCCCUCCGUCGUCGAGCGCCUGUGGAAGGACCAGUUCGACUUCUACUACCGCGAGUACGACCAGUUCAUCUUCCCCAUCUCCAUUCACCCGCAGGUCAGCGGCAAGGCGCAGGUGAUCCUGAUGCACGAGAGGCUCAUCGACUACAUCAACGCCCAUGCUGGCGUGGAGUGGUGUACAUUCGAAGAGAUGGCUCGCGAGUUCCGAGAGGGCACUCUGCCUGGGGUCACCAUCACCGGCGGCCUCAAUCCACCCUACUCCUUUGGAGCUGAUCCCUAG
Cladophialophora immunda is the source of this 924-nucleotide messenger RNA. RefSeq lists its product as uncharacterized. The transcript is spliced from 2 exons. Bases 1 to 924 code for a protein of 307 amino acids. The record is from RefSeq and is a predicted model, not a curated record. Gene Ontology annotation, biological process: carbohydrate metabolic process. Gene Ontology annotation, molecular function: hydrolase activity, acting on carbon-nitrogen (but not peptide) bonds. Lineage: Eukaryota; Fungi; Ascomycota; Eurotiomycetes; Chaetothyriales; Herpotrichiellaceae.